AUGGUGGACUGGCUCAGUCUCGCCGUUCCCCUCGCCUACCUAGGCAUCCUGAUAGGCUCUCUAGCUACAUUCUCAUCUCUCUACCGCAAGCGCAAGUACCAAAAGGCAGCUACUCUUGAACCAUGGUUCCCUGCACACCUCCAACGCGAUAUCUACUUCUCGCUCCUCCACCUUGACCCCUCCGCACAAAAAGAAAAGACCCCCGCUGUCCCCGAGUCUGUCGUUAAGGCUGCUCUCCUCCGUCGCGCGAAGGAGGAUAUUCGUCGUGUCCUCGCCCUCCGUAGCCAGAAGCAGGCUCUGUCUGUGCUGCUCCAACGCGGAAGUGUCGGUGAUGACCUUUGGCAGCGCUUCUUGCGCGCCGAGAAGGAGAUGGAGGAGGAGGUAAAGGAUGUUGUUGCUGAAGCAAAUGCUUACGUGCCGAAUUGGGGCCAAACUAUCUUCCAGUCUGCCAACGAGAUGAUGAAUAAUGACAUUUACCGUCAGCGUGUGAGUGAGCAGCAGGAGAAGCUUGCUGAGGAGAAGGAGUGGUGGAGUAAGAAGAAGGCUACUACUCAGGAGCAAUUUAUGAAGGAGUUGAACGAGGGCUCGGAGGCGGCUUCGCCCUCUGUGCAAUCGCCUGCCCCUAAGUCUCCGGAGCCUGCUUCGGAGCCAAUUUCGGAGUCUGUUCCUGCUGCUCCUGCGGCUGCUGUGCAGCCAAGUGAUGAUGAAGCGGUGCUGGUUGAGGCAGAGCCGUCGAUUAGUGGCACUCCGUCUGGUGGAAAAAAGAAGAAGGGGAAGGGUAAGAAAUAG
Messenger RNA from Penicillium pulvis, 789 nucleotides. RefSeq names its product Sec63 complex subunit SEC66. The record is from RefSeq and is a predicted model, not a curated record. NCBI's taxonomy places the organism in Eukaryota, Fungi, Ascomycota, Eurotiomycetes, Eurotiales, Aspergillaceae. Gene Ontology annotation, biological process: post-translational protein targeting to membrane, translocation. Bases 1 to 789 code for a protein of 262 amino acids. The transcript has 3 exons. Gene Ontology annotation, cellular component: Sec62/Sec63 complex.